Messenger RNA from Hyaloperonospora brassicae, 3432 nucleotides. Lineage: Eukaryota; Oomycota; Peronosporomycetes; Peronosporales; Peronosporaceae. The record is from the annotation of a GenBank genome assembly.
AUGACCGACCACGAGCUCGAGCUGGACGAACGCCGAGCGUCCCGGCAGCCGCUGCUGGAGCUGCACGACGGUAGUGACGACGAACAGGACGCCACACGUCGGAAGAAGCAGAAGACGCCGUGGUAUCGAAGUCGUCUCUUUACUGUACCAAGCGCCGUGCUGCUGCUCUUGAGCCUCACGUACGUUGUCGUUUCGAGCCAAAUCCUGCGAGUGGCCACACAGACCAUUCGAGACACGACGAUGCACAUGGAAAGUAUGGAUCUGAGCCAUCCAGCGGCGACAUCGGUGAUGCUGAAUCUGAGUCUGAGUCUCGUGGCGACGUCCCCGUUCCCAGCAACGAUAGACGCUGCGAUGUUUGCGAUUGCGUACGAGCACGUCACAGUUGGCGGCUUCCAGGCGCCUUCAAUGAACGUCCGUCGUGGUGUGAACGAUCAGGUAUUUCCUAACGCAACGCUCGGAAUUCAGAACAAGAAGGCGUGGGAUCACUUUGCAGGGGACAUGAUGAGGCUUGCUCAGGUUCAGUUCGAGAUCAAAAGCUCGCUGACCAUUCACGUGCAACUGCUGGGAUCGUUCGUAACUUGGAGUGUCUCGGGCGUUCCGUUGCAUAAGACGAUGAUGUUCAAAGGGAUGAACGGACUGCAGGACAUGCAGAUUGCUCAUGUAGACAUGGAAUACUCGACGCAAAAACAGGUGGUAGCGACCAUCAAGACGUGCGUUCGCAAUCCGUCGAUCGCGACGAUCCGACCAGUAGGGGCGCUAUGUCUCAACGCCCACUAUCCAGAAUUUGGAGAAGGCACGUUGGUAGCGCACAUGAAGACGGCAGCGGACACGGGAUUGUCGGUGGCUGACGAGCAACCAUCUCACCCGUUCUGUGCAUCAUUGCAGGGAACAAAAGACAUGCGCAAGGGGUAUAAUUUGCUGGUAUUGCAAGGCGAAAUGCUGGGUGCAAACUCGGAUGCGAUCAGUGGACUAAUUACCAAAUAUUUGAGCAACGUGUCGGCAGCACUUACGGUUGUGACGUGCGACCCUCAGGCGACUUCGGUGGAGCUGUAUAACCAAGCAAUGAAGAAUUUGACGAUCAGGAGCUCGUUGCCGCCGCAGAAAAGCCCGCUUGUUGGGAAUAUGUUUUUCCAUGGCAUCUCCAUGCAUGCCCCACCAAAAAACAAGGAAAACGAUAUCAUACAGCUUGAUACUGCUGUCGCUGUAGAGGCGGCCAGCCCAUUGGGGCUCCAUUCAGCACUGACUAUUACAGAUGUGCGUAUGAACGUGAAUCUCACGAGCGCGGACGAGACUCUAGGAAUACUGUCAACCACGUCUGUCGAUAUUAUCGAUGGAAAACUGGUAGGCCGAAGAAACAUAUCAGUCGAUUGUCGGACGGAGCUCUACUUUGCUGAUGGGGGAAUAGCUUUUGGCAGGUUUGUUCGGGCAUCUGUCGUCGAGGAGAAAAUUUCGUUGACUCUCGCUGGAAGCAUGGACGUGGUGUGUCAUGGAGCUUUAGGUACGCUCAAGCUGGCGGGCUUGCCUCUCAAGACCACUGCUCUCUUGCACGGAAUGGACAACUUUCAGGAUGUAACAAUCAAGAGCUUCAGCCUGCCGGGGACGAGUGCCACGACAGCAGACGAAGAACCAAUCUUGACACAGGUUGAGAUCGUCAACCCGUCCGUUUUCACAGUUUCCAUCGGCACACUCACGAUGGACUUGAGCUUAAGCACACCACGAGAGAAAUUUGGGGUACUCCACGGUACGAUGAAUCUGGUCCCCGGGAGGAACAAGCUGAAAUUGAAUGGUCUGUUGAAGCCGAACAAAGACGAAGCCGGUCAAGUCAGUGAUGCCGUGGCCGACUUUUUCUCUACUUACCUCAACGGAAACAGCUCGCAAGUCGUUGUUACGAUUACGCACACGCACUACGCAAGCUGUAUCUGGAUGCAAGAGGCGCUGGUGGGAUUGACAAUUGCAACUAGCUUUCCAGGAGUCGAUGAAGGCUUCCAGAUGAUCUCGGAUAUUGGAAUAAAGCAGCUUGAUGUUAUCUUGGACGAGCUCUUGCCUGGCGAGGGACAACUGGUAACCAAUACGCGUAUGCAAGUCCGCACGGACAUGGUGGCGAAGGUGAAGAUGCCAGAAGCCGUUAAGAUUUCCUUGCAGAUUUCGAACUCGUCGGUCGCAAUCACUCUCCAAAACGAAAACGGGCAUUGUAUUGGCUCGUUGGUAUCGGGUCGAGAAAGUUGCCAAUACAACCAAACGGAAGAUGGAGCAUUCCGGUUGAAUAUGAGCCACUUUUAUCCGAUUGGUUUUAGCAACCUCGGUGACGUCAGUGGAAUGUCUGGAUUCAUCGAAGAUUUGCUUACGAAAAAUGGAAGUGUCAUGAUGCGAUUGGCAAGUAGUAUCGCUUCUGCCCAAGGAGCGUUCCCCGAUGUUGAGACAAAAAUGGGCAUACUCGCACUUCGCAAUAUUCCAGUUCGGGGCGAGCCGCUCCUCCCGGCAAUGGAUUCUUUUCGCCACCCGCCGGUCAAGGUCCUCAAUAUCGACAUUCGCCGAGGGUCGAAGCUGUCGAUGGUGAUGUCGAUGAAAUUCUCUCUGUACAACCCCUCGAUAGUGCAAACAAAGUUGGGCUCACUGACGCUCGAUGUCUUUUUCGAUGGAGCACGAAUGGGUUCUGCGAAAAUUUCAGAUUUCAGUCUGAACUGCUGUGGCAAACCGACGAUUCUCCACGGUAUUUUUGUGUACAAUCCGCAGCCAAACGAUUCCACAACUGCAAAGAGAUUCUUGUCGAAUUUUGUCUGCGGUUACUUCACACACGGAGCUGCCCAGGAGAUUGAUAUCAGAGGAUCAUCUGAAAGCACGCCGCUGGAUUUGCUGAAGCCAGCAAUGAAGGCACUCUCGAUUCCGUCGAAGCUGCCUACUUUGGCGGAGCUGUUCCCGUUGACGCCAACUCUCGUCACAUCGUCGUUGUUGUACAUUCCGUCAAUCUUGCACCUAACACGGAUUCCGACAUCUCUUGAGCUACGGAACCCGUUCAGUGAGCACAUUACGUUGACAACAGUGGACCUGGAGCUGUAUCCGUGCGAAGACCAGGUUAUGGGCAAUGACGGCAGAAUGGUGUGCAAAAAGUACUUUGACGACUCGCUCGCUCGAUUUGCUCCUGCACUAUUUGAGCCGAUCUAUAUCCCUGCAAACACGGAUAGCUGCUUCUCCUGCUGUCAGGGCUCACACUGCGCCGAUCAUGUGAUGCUGUGUCCACGUGCAUCGGUUGGUAAAUGUUUGAGUGCUGACGUACAGAGCUUCUUGAGUCCGGAGGCUAUUGCGACUGUCAUUCACUCGCUGACAGGCGGAUUGCUGAUGAGAGUAAACGGCACAGUAGGAGCAUCAAUCGGUAGCUACGCUACGCACCUGUUUUACCAGCAAGAUGAUCUUUUCGUCGCGAUGGCCAAGUAG